This is a messenger RNA of Insectozyma verbasci, 1041 nucleotides long. NCBI's taxonomy places the organism in Eukaryota, Fungi, Ascomycota, Pichiomycetes, Serinales, Debaryomycetaceae. The record is from the annotation of a GenBank genome assembly.
AUGUCAUUAAUCAAAGAUUCAACAGUUGCAUUAAUUACUGGAACUUCCUCUAAUCUAGGCUUUAAUAUAGCCGUUAGAUUACUCGAACAAUUACCUUCAAGUAGAGACAUCACCUUAAUUGUAACUUCAAGAACAUUACCAAAAGUUAAAGAAUCAAUAAAUGAUAUAAAACAAUAUAUACAUGAAAAAAUACCUGAAAAGAAGAAUAAAGUUGAAUUUGAUUAUAUAUUAGUUGAUUUUACCGAUAUGGUAUCUAUUCUAUCUGCUUAUUAUGAAUUAGAUCAAAAAUAUACUCAUAUAGAUUAUUUAUUUGUAAAUGCAGCGCAAGGUGUUUAUGGAGGUAUAGAUUGGAAAGCUGCAUGUGUUGAAGUUUUACAAAAUCCCAUAGAUGCAGUAACUAGUCCAACUUAUAAAUUACAAAGAAUUGGAGUUGAAAGUAAUGACAAUAUGGGAUUAGUUUUCCAAGCAAAUGUAUUUGGUCCUUAUUACUUUAUACAUAAAAUUAAACAUUUAUUAGCUAAAGAUCAUGGGAAAAUUAUUUGGAUUAGUUCAUUAAUGUCUCAUCCUAAAUAUUUAUCGUUUAAUGAUUUACAAUUAUUAAGAAGUCCUGAAUCUUAUGAAGGUUCAAAAAGAUUAGUUGAUUUACUUCAUUAUGGUACUUAUAAAAAUUUGAAGAAAUUUGGAAUUGAUCAAUAUUUAGUACAUCCAGGUAUUUUUACAAGUUUUUCAUUUUAUCAAUUUUUAAAUGUAUUUACUUAUUAUGGAAUGUUGAUGUUAUUUUAUUUAGCAAGAUUUUUAGGUUCACCAUAUCAUAAUAUUUCAGGUUAUAUAGCUGCAAAUGCACCAGUUUCAGCCGCUUUAGGUAAAUCAAAACAAGCUAUAAAAACAGGGUCUGCAUGUACUAGAUUUGGUAAAGAAUAUCUUUCAUAUGAAGAAGUUGAUACAACAGGACUGGAAGAUGUAGCUUCUUAUUUUAAUAAACUUGUGAAAGAAUGGGAUGAAAAAUUAAAAGAUCAAAUUGUAAAUACUCGUCAACCAUAA